Molecule: messenger RNA, 1209 nt
Organism: Rhizophagus irregularis DAOM 181602=DAOM 197198
Lineage: Eukaryota; Fungi; Glomeromycota; Glomeromycetes; Glomerales; Glomeraceae
Biological process (GO): lipid metabolic process
Source: RefSeq, a predicted model, not a curated record
AUGGCAGAUAAUUUUCCACCAGAAUUGUCAUUUGACAAUUAUAAACUUUUGUCCGAUUUAUUAUUAAUUUCAUUUAUAUUAUUAUCAUUUCAUUCCCCAAGAUCUCUUCUUCAUUUAAUUAUUUUAAUUAUCAUAAUAAUUUGUUUUAUAAUUCAACCUAUAAUAUAUAAAGGAAAAUAUUCAGCAAUUGUACAUUCAAGAGUAUCAUCAUUUGCUAUAACAUUCGGAUUUAAAAUGUGUAUUUGGUUAAAAAAUUUUGUCAAUAUAACUCACAAUACAACCGUCUCUGAUUUUCAACCAUUUUUAUAUACUUUAUUUUAUUGGAGGAAAAAUGUUACGAGCGGGAAAAAAGAUGAUUUUCAACCUACAAAUAAACUAAUCAUUAAAAAUAUUUUAGAAAGGAUCGUAUUCAUGUUUAUUAAAUGGAUAAUUUAUGAAGGUUGUUUUAUAUUAGUAGAUAUGUAUUCAAAUAUAAAUGAGAUUCCGCCUUCUCCUUAUUUUUUUAGAAUAUUUGAUAUGUUUAUAAGUGGUAAAUCCCCUAUUACUAUUAAAUUAUUAUUACUUUGUUCUUUAUACAUGGUACUUGUUUAUUUUAUUAUGAGUUUAACUUAUGAUCAAUUUCUUUUAAUUACUGGAAUCAUUUUACUUUUCUUAAAUAUUAUUUUUCCUUUCCUAUCUGACACCAAUAUCACCUUUUUUAAAAGGAAAAUAAUUACUAUUAGAAGAUGGUGUAUCUCAUUUUUAUUUGAUACACAAUAUAUAUUUAAUUCACCAUGGUUAUCAACAUCUCCAAGAGAAUUUUGGAGUUAUAGAUGGAAUACAUUUUAUAAUGAAAUUUGGAAAGAAUUAGGAUAUAUUCCUUUACAUAAUUAUUUAAUCACUUCUCAUUCUUUUUCUUCUAAUAACAAAAAGAAAUUAAUAAAAAUGAUGGGAGUUUUAGGAGCAUUUUUUAUUAGUGGUAUAUUACAUGAAUAUUUAUUAUGGACAGAAACAAACAAAUUAACUUUAGAACAAUUCAAUUUCUUUUUAUUUCAUGGUAUAAUUUUUAUUAUUUGGGAAUUUAUUUCAAUUAAAAAUGAUUUUAAAGGUAGAAUUAUUUUAUUUUUAAUCUUAUUUUUUAGUUUACCUUCUAUGAUUGAACCUUAUCUUAGAUAUGAACAAUGGAUAAUACCAUCUUAUUUCAUAAAUAUUAAUAGAAUUUCUUCUUAA